Messenger RNA from Porites lobata, 7398 nucleotides. NCBI's taxonomy places the organism in Eukaryota, Metazoa, Cnidaria, Anthozoa, Scleractinia, Poritidae. The record is from the annotation of a GenBank genome assembly.
AACCAAACAUGGCGGACGGUCUUGGAUUCGCGAGAAAACAACUUGAAAAGCACGGCUGGAGCGAAGGUAAAAUUACAUGUUUGAGCAAUGAGAACGAAAUUUUUACUAAUAAGGCUGUAAGUGAGGGAACAAGUAAGUUUGUGCCCUGACGGUUUUCAAGAAACCAAACGCAGAACGGUUUAUCUCCCACGUGGUACUUCGUCCCUUAAAAUAAGCUUACAUUUUGUGGUAAAACUUGGCUUUAUGGCAAAAGACAGGGGCACUUUCAACCACCGAACCAAAGGACCUAGCUUGGCAACUACAUGAAACUCAUCUGAUUAAUGUAUUUCUCAUUCUUUUUGUCCAAUGCACAUGUAUGUGGGCUGAAAGGAAAUCAUCUGACGAACCUCUCUUAUCUUUGCAAGAACAACUCAGUUUAUAGAAGGAUAAGCUCAAGUUUAGCUUUUUCUUCUCAGUUAAUGAAGCCAUUUAAUUCACUUUUUAAUUCAUUUCCAGGUAAAGGACUUGGAAAAGAGGAAAGUGGGAUUUCAAAAGCCAUUAAAGUCAAUGUUAAAACUGAUUUGGCAGGGGUAAGCUACAUUUUUUUCGAAACUGUUUCCCUCCCUCCUCCCAACUUUUCCUUUUCCCUUUUUGGCGGGGAAACAUAGACAUGUUCAGAUCAACUGAUCAAUCUUUGCAUCCUACGGGACACAUGCUAUGAAUUACUUUGCAUUUUGGGGGAUUUUUAAUUAUACAAAAGGGACGCAGGACACAGAGGUAACAAAAUCACUGCACUUGUUACAUUUAGUUACAGAAGUUCUCAUAAAGCCCUUAUGUUGCUUGCCAAAAAAUUGAGAAUUGCCCCUCUCACAUUUGUCUAACCAUGGCAUUCAUUGUCUUAACCAUGGCAUUCAGCAAUGCCUUGCAGUAAUGUUUAGCCAGAGCAGCCGUGUCUCCCACCACAAUUGUAGGGGUAUGACCCAGAGGGCCCCUUUCCUUCAGAAGAAGAUAACAAUGUUGUUGUCAAACCAAUUUCUUUAGAUAAAAGGCAUUCAAUAGAGUGCUAUUUGUUGGAUGUUGUUGACCCUCUAACCCAGUCCACUCAACUGGGUAUCGAUCUUUAUAUUCAAACCCUAGACCUGGUCAGUGAUAGAAUGGAAUGAUAGUUAGAUCUCCCUGGAACAGAAAAUUACUACCCAGACGUGAGGAGGACAGGCUCCGAUGUAAAAGUGAUCAGGAUGCUUGUGGGGGAAAUUGCAACUACACCCCUAAAAAAAAAACAAUGUUGGUAGGGCUCGGGCUUUAUUUGACCCCCAGGAAGAUGCUCAUUUUUUGACAAGUCUGAAAAAAGGCAGGUGCAUGUUCAAUUGUUUAAAUUGUUACUAAUAAUAUAAUAGGACUUAAAGAUAAUGCUUGUUUAGAGUAUCUGGGGUUUCCACUUUCACCAGCAAGCCCACCAAAGAACAUUUCUCAUGGCAGUCCGAGAAAAUGAAUGUCAAAUUUCACAAAAUUACAUCUUACACUUGAAAUUUUCAGAAUUUUGCCCGUGUUUUCACAAUUCUUGUGAACUCUUAGUAGUAAUUUUCUGUUCCGGGGAGAUCUAACUAUCAUUCCAUUCUAUCCCUGACCAGGUUUAGGGCGUGAAUAUAAAGAUCGAUACCCAGAUGAGUGGACUGUGUUAGAGGGUCCACAACAUCUAACACAUAGCUAGCGCUCUAUUGAAUGCCUUUUAUCUAAAGAAAUUGAUUCGACAACAACGUUGUUAUUUUCUUCUGAAGGAAAGGGGCCCUCUGGGUCAUACCCAUAUAAUAAUAUUAUUGUGGUGGGAGACGGCUGCUCUGGUUAAACAUUGCUGCAGGGCUGAUCGACAUCACUGAACGCUGGUGAGAGAUUAUCUAAGGUUUCUUUGUCAUAGGCGUUAAUAUUCGAACUGCUGUCUCGGGGUAUACCUGGGUAUACGAGGCAAACGCACCGUUUGAUCGACAACGACAAUAUGCUGCUCCACAAUUUCCUCAUCCACUUUCGUCUGGGAAAUCUGGUCAAUUCUUCGUAAAACGGAGUCAAGAAACCUUGGAAAGUCAGACUCCACAUCGAAGUGGAGCCUUGUGUCAUCUUAAUAUUAAGCUUCUAUUUCCAUAGCUGGCAUUCUAGCCGCCACCGCCGCCAUGUUUUUAACAAGCAAUGAUCUGUGUCACUGACCAGAAGUAGUGAGGGCUCAAAAGAGUUGAAUGAAUAGUUGAAUGUUGAAUUAAAGUUGAAUGUUGAAUGAAUAGUUGAAUGUUUUAAAAAUUAAAGUUGAAUGUGGAAUAAAUGGUUGAAAUUGUUGAAUAGAUAAUUGAAUGGGUGAAUAAGGAAUUGAAUAUAAAAUGAAUAGUUGAAUGUUGAAUGCGAAGUUGAAUAUUAAAUAACGCGUUGAAUGUUGAAUAUAAGUUGAACAUUAAACGCAUAGUUGAACACAUAAUACAAAACUACAUAUAAAAUUAAACGAAUUGAAUAUUGCUACAUUUGGCUUGCCAUACCCAUACAACUGGAUGGGACUUUUUAUUAGACUGACAUUUAUUCCAUUUUGUAUGUAGGUUGGUUAUGAUGCUGGAGACCAGUUUAGUUUUCACUGGUGGAAUCAUGUCUUCAAUAAAACUGCAAAGAGCAUUGUGGUCCAAGAAAGUGAGGUACAUUUUGGAAAGAACAUGUGUCUCUUGUCCAGCCCUUCUCUUCUUGAUCCUCAAAGAUAAAGUCUUGAUUUUGAAGUUGUGUUUUUGUAACUUUUGAGACUGCACAUGAAAGCUACUGAUAAGUACUUUCCGGUGUUGCUGGCAGUUUAUUAUUCUGUAUAAGGCAGAUCUAAAUUUUGAGUAACAUUGUAAUUGUAAAAUUGUCAUUUCCUGAUUAGGAAGGAGUGACGGUAUUGAAAUCCAGCAAAGAAACAUGUUCUGUGAGUAACAAAAGACCAAGCAAAAACUCCAACAAACCAAGGCUGUAUGGAAGAUUUGUGAAGGUAAAACAAUCAUCAUUUAUUCCAACAGCAUCUUGACUUAAAGUGUAUGUACAAAUUUUGUUUUAAACAUUACUUUCUGUUUAUUUGAAAAAUCUUUUCUUUUUCUGUUUCAGGCUUCUAGUCAGACACAGGAAACUAAAACACAAGAAUCAGAUGAUGACUCUGAAUCAGAAAAAGAUUUCUCACAUUUGUGAGUAUCUAAAGAGUAAUAAUUAACUGGUGAUUCUUUAGGUUUUUUACAGUACAUUCCAAAUCUCCCUAUUACAGCUGUAAGACAAAUAAUUUAUAGUAAUAAAAAAGAAUAAGUAUAUUAAUCUUGAAUAAUUAUUAUUCAAGAUUAAGUGUCAUCGCUGUCCAAAAAGGUCUCCCCUUUUAAAGUGUAUUUUGUUGAUAAGCACUCCUCACCACCUUACAUGUUCCUUACAAGGAACAAUAAUUGUUCCUCAAAUAUGAAAGUUACAUGUAAGGUGGUGAGGAGCGCUUAUCAACAAAAUACACAUUGAAAAGGGAGACCUUUUUGGAAAGUGAUGCCAUUUAAUCUUGAAUAAUUAAUAUACUUACCUGUACCCAAUAUAUUUUGAAUUGAAGUGGGCAAUACCAAUAUUACUAUAUAAGUACUCUCCUAGUGGUCCUAGUGGUCUGAGCUGAUACAAGGUUUUCAUCUCAGCUAGCAUGGUUGUAUCUCUAGAAAUCAAUUUUCAUGCUUACGUUUGCCAGCCAUAACCAGACUUUUGCAGCCAUAGCCCAAGUAGAAGGCAUGAAAAAUAAUAAUGCAGUAAUAAUAAUACUACUAAUGACACUGAUAUUAUAAUAAUAUUUAUAAAUCAUUUUAUAUUUAUCAAUUAUUCCAUGAGUGCAGGUUGGAUAUGAGAUGGUAGAUAGCCAACGAGGCACAUAGUGCCAAGUUGGCUAUAAUCUUAUAUAUAUAUAUGGAUAUAUUAGAAAUGCCCACAAAACGCUGAGAAAUCGUCCGACUUUAUUUGUAAAAACAACUGAUUUUCAGCUUGUUUUUAAUUUUGAGCAGAUGCGUACAGUUACCAUAUUUGGAGAGCAUGGUGUAAUGGCUCAUAUAUCAUGAUGGCUAAGCCAAUCGGAGCUCUAGAAUCGCAUCAUCCAAUGAUUCCGUUUUUAAUAAUAUUCUUGUUAUUAAAUAUUGUUAUUAUUCUUCAUUUUCAGAUGUCCAGAUGAAAGGCUUUUCCAAGCUUGUGGGGGUAGAACAGCUCACAAGUAAGUCAAAAACAUAGUUUUUAAUGCUACAGUGGAGUUAUCAACAGUAUCACUUCCUAGAAAAGUUAUUAUCCAGUAGGAGGCAGCAUGGCCGAGUGGUUAGAGCGCUGGUCUUGCAAUUCAGAGGCCUCAAGUCCGGCCCUGACUGCUAGCUGGAUUUGUUCACAGUAGUCCCGAGGCCAAAUCCUCGGCCACUUGUAAAUAGCCAACUGGUUUGCCUCUGAGCAGUUAUAUUGGGAUUCUUAACCCCAUUAUGUUUGAUUGAAAUUAUUUGUUUCAGGGAUUUGCUCAGUUCCACUAACAUUAGUACUAUAAAUACUUUGGAGGGCAAAUGAUGGAAAUUUAUCUUUUUUAAUGUUAAUUUUAACCAUGUUUUAGGUCCCUAUAUUCAUUGGUUUACUUACUGGCUCUCACAAAGCUAAAUCUUAAUUUAAAGUUGUAAGCCUCCAGAAAAUUAAAACAUUGGACUGAAGACAACAAAUUGAUUUUGUUAUCAAGUUAUGAAUUUUGAGGGAUUAGCAUAAAAUAAUUUUUUGCUCUGAAUAUUUGUUGUCGGUUUGAUGUCUGCCACUCUCUCAGGUAACAGGCAACCCAGGCAACCCUCCUAAGCUGUACUUUUCCAGGGAAGCUAGAUGGGCAGGACUGUUUUUGAUUCCUGGCUUACUUGUUUUUUGUUUUGUUUAAAUACUAGAGCUGCUCGUCAUGGACUCCUCUUGAAUGGCAAACUGCAACGAGUUGAAAAACAGGAAAAAAUGGGGAAUUCAGAUGACAGGUACAUUUUACAGAAAUCAUACUUUUACAAUAAAGGCAUGCAUAUGUAGUCACUACUUUGUAAAGAUAUCCGAUCAUUUGCUUUCUCUGUUGCUUAAAGAACUUAGAUUGCGGUCUGUUUGACAAGCAUUACAAUUUAGAAGGAAAAUACAGUCCAACUUCCAUGUGCGUUAACCUCUUGUAAUCGAUCAUUUAUCUAAAUUUCCAAAAAUUUCUACACCAAGACCUUAUAGACAGAACUUCGUAUCCAGGACCGCAAACAUUUGUUGGGGUAACGAAUUUAUGAGGCCCUUCUUGGUGGGGGGGAGGGGGGGGGGUGCUGAUGGGGGUUAAAGGGGAGGGGUUGAGGAGUGAGCAGGUACGGUGUACGUGUAUUUCUAGUCUGAAACCCUGAAUUUGUUUAGCGUAUUGAGGAGAAAGCCGUGUCUUUUACAAGUCAGUAGUGUACUACUGUAUUCGCUCUUGUCUUGUCACCAUUCCGUCUGUCUUAUGCCACUGUUUUAUGGCCAAGUCACUUGGGCAAUUUACCCUAAACAGGGCGUCACUUGCGCCGUGUGGUUGUUUCUAACCUCUUAUAAGCAAUAACUUAGCAUAAUCGUGCAAAUCCUUAGGCUCACUGUAAGUCGGUAGCUCGACUCCCGUCAAGUGAAUGAAAACUUUCGUGGCAUUCCAGCUCUCAUAAUUCCUUGUUUUUAUACUCGUUAAAGUUUAUUACGCUUAUAAUAACUCUGCCCCGGGGAAAAUUGGAAAUGUUCUCUUCAUCUCCUGGAAUCUUUCUGCUUUGUUCUGUUCAACUUCCAGGCAUAAGAAAGGUAUACUAGUAGGAAAUCAUUGAUUACGGAUUCGCGUUCGUCGCUUUAGUCGAAAGGAGUUCAGUCUCCCGACCGGCCGAGAUGCCCCUGAUAACAUUAAUAGGGACGGCUAAUUUGCAGUCACCCGUGAUGGCUCAAAAAUUUCCGCCUUAGUGCCACAGGAACACCAGAUUAGGAUGCGUUCUGACGAACGCGAAUAGAUCACGAAAACCACAACCAGCCAAGUACGAUCCCAGCCAUUGAAAAUGUUUGGAACUAGAACUGCUCCCUUUUGUUGGAAAAAAAAUUACCCGAGCAAACGACGAUUGACGACAAAGUACGGUAGAUAGUUUGUUAACAAGCAUAAUGUAUGUAGCUCCCACAGCUGACCUACAGAUUCCUACUGUACACAGCCAGCUAGACUACAAAUAUUCACAUACGUUCGUCCCUGUCAUUUAUCUGAUACAAGCUUUUCUUAAGGACAGCAGUCGCUAACAAGUAACUUAAAGAGAAGAAAUAGGCUUGUUUGCGUAUUGUAAGAAGGUUGUUUACGGAAACUUUGAUAAGGAUAUUUCCAGAAAAAAAGGGUGUGCGUUGGUUUGGUGAGGGUCUCGCCGUUUCCUCCUCCUGAGAAGCGAAGCUUUUGAACGGCUUCAGUGAUAAGAGAAAUUGUCAGGCUAAUUCUUUCAGUUGAGCAACUGCUGAAUUUGUACAUAGCUUAUGCAUAUCAUUUUGUAUUUGUAUUCAACUUCUUUAUCCAAUUCUUUUAUUUCCUCUUUUCUUUUUCUGUCUUUUUUAAAAUCUUGUUAUGUUACCUUGUAACUUGAAAGCCCUCUCAGUUAUGAGAGUUACAAUAAAGUAUCAGUAUGUAUGUGGGUAAUUGUUCGCAGCAGAGCUUCUCCUAACCCAGAGAUUUCUUGGCCUAACUUUCCCUUCAAAACAUUUCAGUUAAAUUCUUUUAUAGCAAGAACAGUUUGUUUGUAAUCGCGUUUUAGGUGCGACACUGAUACUGCCGAAAGUUCCGUCUUGGGUCGCAAAUCUUUUGUGGUGGAUGAAAAACAGCGGUGCAAGGAGGCGAAAAGGGACAGUAAAGAGACCAAAAAGGAGAAAAAGAAAAAGAGAAAACACAGAGAAAUGCUUGAAGAGGAAAAUGAUAAAUUUGAUGAAGUAGUUGAUGACACAGAUUGUUUAAUUUGGACUCGAAAGAAAAACUUAAAGAACAUCGUUAUGAAUGGAGGGGGCGAUCAUAAACUGGAAGUACACAGUUCUUACGAAGAUUACGAGAAAGUCAAGAAAGGAAAAAGGAAAAAGAAAUCCAGAGACUUGCAGAAGGGAAACGAUUACAAACUCGAAGGUGAACGUGAUUCUUGCGGAGACAAGGCCGAAAAGCGGAAAAAGAAGAGGACAAAAAGUGGAGACGUGUACGGUACAAACGAUGAGGCGUUAAGUGAUAUUUGUUUUUAUACGAAUAACCUGGACGUGAAAGGAGCGAAAAGUAAAACGAGAAAACGUAAAGAUCAACUGGGAGAAAACGAUUACAUAGUUGAAGGUAAAUGUCCUGAUCGCAAAGAUGAUGUGGAUAAGAAGAGAGCGAAAAAGAAAAAGAAAAAACGUUGAUUUACAGGGAAUUAACAG